Molecule: messenger RNA, 3318 nt
Organism: Nerophis ophidion (straightnose pipefish)
Lineage: Eukaryota; Metazoa; Chordata; Actinopteri; Syngnathiformes; Syngnathidae
Product: actin-binding protein WASF3-like
Exons: 8
Coding region: 58-1443 (461 amino acids)
Biological process (GO): actin cytoskeleton organization; positive regulation of Arp2/3 complex-mediated actin nucleation
Cellular component (GO): cytoskeleton
Molecular function (GO): protein kinase A regulatory subunit binding; actin binding; Arp2/3 complex binding
Source: RefSeq, a predicted model, not a curated record
UCUCCUCUCUCCUCCUGUGAAGAGCAAGUGGUGCAGUGGACAGUGUGAGGUGUCACCAUGCCGCUGGUCAAGAGGAACAUCCACCCGCGUCACCUCUGCCGGGGAGAACUUCCUGAGGGCAUCGGCAGUGAGCUGGAGUGUGUGAUGAACAACACUCUGUCUGCCAUCAUCCGCCAGCUCAGCAGCCUCAGCAGACACGCAGAAGACAUAUUUGGCGAGCUGUUCAAGGAGGCCAACGCCUUCUACCUGCGUGCCAACUCUCUGCAGGACCGCAUCGACCGGCUGGCUGUCAAGGUGACGCAGCUGGACUCCACCGUGGAGGAAGUUUCCCUGCAGGACAUCAACAUGAGGAAGGCCUUCAAGAGCUCCACCACUCAGGACCAGCAGGUGGUGUCCAAGAGCAGCGUGCCCAACCCCGUGAAGGAGAUGUACAACCUGAGUGACAAGCCCCCGCCCCUCAGCAUCCUCUCGUCCUACAGGGACGACCACAAGGAGGCGCUGAAGUUCUACACCGACCCCUCCUACUUCUUUGACCUGUGGAAGCAGAAGAUGCUGCAGGACACGGAGGACAAGAGGAAGGAGAAGCGCAAGCAGAAGGAGCAGAGGCGCGGUGUGGACGGCACGCUGCAGAGGGAGGUGAAGAAGGUGCGCAAGGCCAGGAACCGCAGACAGGAGUGGAACAUGAUGGCUCUGGACAAGGAGCUGAGGCCGGACCACCGCCACACCAUCCACAGAGACCGGGGGGCCUCCUCUGAGGGCUCGCUGUCUCCAGAGAACAGGGUUGGAGACCACUACGCCAACGCCUUGAACCACGCCGGCCACGCCCACACCUACUCGGGCCCCCCGCCUAGCGUCCUGGCAGCACACAUGGGCCACGCCCCUGGCGCUGGAAGGGGAAGGGGCGUGGCUUACCAGGGGGCCACGCUGGGCCGCAGCCACCACCAGGCGGCGCUGCCUCCUCCACCCGUGGAGGCCAUGAAUGGGGGCUCGGCGUCCCUCCCGCCCAUGGACUACAGCAUGGAGGGCUAUGCCAACACAGGACCACCGCCCCCGCCCCCCGCCCCACUCAUCCCCUCUGCCCAGACCGCCUUCGCCUCACCACCUGGAGGUCCUGUGUCUCCUGGGCCCAUGGUUGGCAGCGGGGCCUAUGCCCCCCUUGCACCACACCAGGCUGUGCCACCGCCUCCUGGUCCCCCGCCACCCCCCGUGCCAGCCGGUGCCCACAAGAUGGAGGGCAGCGUGCUCAAUGACGCCCGCAGUGACCUGCUGGCGGCCAUUCGUAUGGGCAUCCAGCUGAAGAAGGUGCAGGAGCAGCAGGAGCAGCAGGCCAAGAGGGAACCUGUGGGCAACGACGUGGCCACCAUCUUGUCUCGCCGCAUUGCUGUGGAAUACUCUGAUUCUGAGGAAGAGUCGGAGCUGGAGGACAACGAUUGGUCCGACUGACCAUUGGCCCGACUGACAGAGGACAACAAUUGGUCUGACUGACUUGUUGGUCCGACUGACGGUUGGUCCAACUCCUGGAGGACAAGAAUUGGUCCGACUGGCUGUCGACAAUGAUUGGUCCGAGUGACGGUCGGUCCGACUGACUGUUGGUCCGACUGACGGAGUACAACGAUUGGUCCGACUGACCAUUGGCCCGACUGACGGAGGACAACAAUUGGUCCGACUGACGGUUGGUCCAACUCCUGGAGGACAAGAAUUGGUCCGACUGGCUGUCGACAAUGAUUGGUCCGAGUGACGGAGUACAACGAUUGGUCCGACUGACUGUCCGUCCGACUGACUGUUGGUCCGACUGACUGACUGUUGGUCCGACUGAAGGAGGACGAUUGGUCCAACUGACAGUUGGUCUGACUAAUGCAGGACAACGAUUGGUCUGACUGACUGUUGGUCUUACUGACGGAGGAAGAUUGGUCCAACUGACGGUUGAUCCGACUGACGGAGGACAACGAUUGGUCCGACUGACGGUCGGUCCGACUGACUGUCGGUUUGACUGACGGUUGGUCCAACUCCUUGGGGACAAUAAUUGGUCCGACUAACUGUUGGUCUAACUGACGGUUGGUCCGACUGAUGGAGGACAAUGAUUGGUCCGAUUGACAGUUGGUCCGACUGACGCAGGACAACGAUUGGUCCGACUGACUGUCGGUCUGACUGACUGUUGGUCUGAUUGACGGAGGACAAUUGGUCCGACUGACGAAGGACAACAAUUGGUCCAACUGACGGUCGAUCUGACUGACUGAUGAUCCGACUGACAGCGAACAACGAUUGGUCCGACUGACCGUGGACGAUUGGUCCAACUGACGGAGGAUAACGAUUGGUGCGACUGACGGAGGACAACAAUUGGUCCAACUGACGGUCGGUCCGACUGACUGUCGGUUUGACUGACGGUUGGUCCAACUCCUUGGGGACAACAAUUGGUCCGACUGACUGUUGGUCUAACUGACGGUUGGUCCGACUGAUGGAGGACAAUGAUUGGUCCGAUUGACAGUUGGUCCGACUGACGCAGGACAACGAUUGGUCCGACUGACUGUCGGUCUGACUGACUGUUGGUCUGAUUGACGGAGGACAAUUGGUCCGACUGACGAAGGACAACAAUUGGUCCAACUGACGGUCGAUCUGACUGACUGAUGAUCCGACUGACAGCGAACAACGAUUGGUCCGACUGACCGUGGACGAUUGGUCCAACUGACGGAGGAUAACGAUUGGUGCGACUGACGGAGGACAACAAUUGGUCCAACUGACGGUCGGUCUGACUGACUGUUGAUCCGACUGACAGCGAACAACGAUUGGUCCGACUGACCGUGGACGAUUGGUCCAACUGACGGAGGAUAACGAUUGGUGCGACUGACAGUCGACAACAAUUUGUCCGACUGACUUGCUCUGACUGACGGCAAAAAACGAUUGGUCUGACUGACCGUGGACGAUUGGUCUGACUGACCGUGGACGAUUGGUCUGACUGACCGUGGACGAUUGGUCUGACUGACCGUGGACGAUUGGUCUGACUGACUGUCGACAGCGAUCUGUCCGACUGACGAAGGACGAUUGGUCCGACUGACGGUUGGUUUGACUGACAGGACAACGAUCGGUCCGACUGAUGGUUGGUCCGACUGACGGAGGCAAGAAGUGAUACUUGCUGUUUGUUUAUAGAAUAUAGUGUAAUUGUGAGCACUUCCUGCAAGAUUCACCUUAUGUAAUAACACACCUUUAAUACCACACCUGUAUUAUCACACCUGUCAUGUUGCCAGUGUUGGAACUUCCCUUUUAGCCAUGUGUGUAGGCUGACCUUUGACCCAGAGAGGAAUUAAACAGAUGGAGGAUGAA